UUAACAUGACGUCAUAAAAAACGAACUUCAAUUCUUAUAGCGUCAUCACCGAUUCUAAAAUAUGGCGGACUUCAUAUUUUUUGCUAUGUAAAAAUGUGGAAAAGAUGAGUUCUUUGCCAUGGAUCACCAUAAUUUUUGUACAUAUAAUACAAAUAGGUCCUACUGGUAUUGAAGCAAGUAAACCUGAUGUCUUAGAGCGGAAGCAUAUUACUCUCAGCACAUGCGCAAAGGCAUGUCUAGAUGAAACAAAGCUAAAGUGCAAAUAUUUCAAGUUUAUAAAGACAAGUGGUACUUGUUAUCUGUCAGCAAAGGACCAUCCAAAUUUUAGUAUACACCCAAAUAACACCACUGCAGCUCCUCCACCUGCUGUGGCAUCAACACCAAAAAAGAAUGGCAAGAUUGUCAAGGUUAAAAAGUUAAUUAAGAACUAUAAGAAUGUCAAGAAAAAAACAGCCAAGUUAAAGGCCAUUUCAGACUAUUUAAACAGAUUGAAACAGGCUGUGAGAAACAAUCAAGCACAAAAGUCCAAGACAACUGAGAGACUGUCAUUAACGUCCUCAAAUCAAGGUUAUGUCCUCGGUGCUCAUAACAAAAUACUGAAAAUUUUGACACAAGAUAUUGCAAGGAUAAACCGUGGCUUUGCCCUGUUGAAGCAGUACCAAAUAAUUUUACGAAGAAAGAUACAUGCAAGUUUGAGGGGAAAACAGUAUGUCAAGAAGCGAUUAAAGGGCUUAAGUCAGAAUACUCAUCGGCUCACAAGGAUCAGCGGAAAACAUGUUAGGCAGAUGAAAAAGCUAUGGAGAAGUAAUGAUAGGUUAUGGAAAAGAGUUUGGCAUAUUAGACAACAGAUGAGGACGCAUGCAGAUAUGGUUCCUGAGGCAACAAGAAAGUAUCUGAUAGCACUUGCACUGUCUGCUAGGAAAUCAAACAUUCUCGGCUACAAGAUAAAUAGAAUCGUGAGAUUUCUCAGUGCAUUGAGGAAGAGUCAGCAUGUGGAUGAGGGGACAAAAAAUAGCGUAGACAGAAAUGUAGCAAAUCUUAGAGGAUCACUUCAAAUGAUGAAAAAGCUUAUGAAAAAUAUGGCAGCACCAAUGAUUGCAGGUAAACCCAAAUCUGAUGUAGCAGUUAAAGUGCUGUUAACAGAACUGGCUGGAAUAAAACAGUUUGAUAAAAAUAUAGUAAAGAGUGUGAGACGGUCUAACUCAGAUGUUUUUAGACUUAUACGAAGACUUAUCGAUGUUCAGAGAAAGUCGUCUCAUUUUCACAGACAGCUACAAAAGCAAAGACAACUUAUAGAGGAAAUGUUAAAGGCAAUGAAACACAUGGCUAAAGCACAGUCAAGAGUGAAAGUUACAAGGCCUGUGGUUAUACCACCAGCUCUGAUAAAAUUACUGAUCGAGAUGAAAUCUUUUCAAUCAGCUUUAGCUAGAAAAGUAUACCACAACCAUUUACUGCUGAGGAAUUAUAAGAGACAUGUUGUAAAUCAUGCAAAUAUUGCAGACACAGUAAACAAAAAACUUGCAACAAUGGAUCAGAAGACGUCAAUGAAACUCCAGCAACAAAUGAUGCAGUUAAAGAACCUGAUGAGAAAGGCGUCAGAGAAAAUUGCAUUAAGUGUAAAAGAGAAAGCACAAGUAUUGUAUGUAAUGAAACAAAAAAAUAUGGAAUCCAAAUUAAGAAGGAUGAAGAGAGGAUCAGGAAAGAUGUAUCGCUUGACCAGAAACAUGUUCAAAAGAUUAAAGAAGGAACAAGUUAAAGAAAAACAAUCUGUAAAAUAUCUGGCUAUGAUGAUGAGGAGAAUGAACAGACAAAACAGAAGACUUAUAAGAAAGAAAAUGCGGAGACUUAUCCAAAAGGAAAAAAAAAAAGAAAGAAUACUUUACAAAAAGCAAAAACUUUGGCUAAGGGCCAGACAAAAGAAAGCGGAACAAAGAAGAAGAAAACGUGUAAUGAGAAAACAGAAAAUGUUAAAAAAAAAGGUUAGAAAAGCACAUCUUAGGCAAAGACGUUUGAGAAUGAAACAGCGUAGAGAAAGAAAACGUGCUUUGAGGAGACGUAUAAAAAGAAGGAAAGCAAGAGAAAGAAGAAUUCGCCUUUACAAAAGACAUAUGAGAAUGAAACAACGCAUGUUAAAAAGACGUUUGAUACAACAACGUAGAAAGUGGAAGGCUCAAAAAGCACGCUUACGGAGAAUGAGAAUUAAAGCUAAAAGAGCUCGCUCUAAGAGAAUGAGAAUAAAAGCUAGAAGAGCUCGCUUAAGGAGAAUGAGAAUUACAGCUAGAAGAGCUCGCUUAAGGAGGAUACGCCGGAAGAUGAGGAGGAAGGGUAAAAAAUGGAAAAUGAGAUAUAAAGCUCGCUUAAGAAGAAUGAGAAUCAAAGCUAGAAGAGCUCGCUUAAGGAGAAUGAGAAUGAAAGCAAGAAAAGCUCACUUAAGGAGAAGGAGAAUACAAGCUAGAAAAGCUCGCUUAAGGAGGAAACACAGGAAGGUGACGAGGAAGGAAAGAAAAUUGAGAAUGAGAUAUAAAGUCCGCUUAAGAAGAAUGAGAAUCAAAGCUAGAAGAGCUCGCUUAAGGAGAAUGAGAAUGAAAGCAAGAAAAGCUCGCUUAAGGAGAAUAAGAAUUAAAGCUAGAAGAGCUCGCUUAAGGAGGAUACGCCUGAAGAUGAGGAGGAAGGGUAAGAAAUGGAGAAUGAGAUAUAAAGCUCGUUUAAGAAGAAUGAGAAUCAAAGCUAGAAGAGCUCGCUUGAAGAGAAUGAGAAUGAAAGCAAGAAGAGCUCGCUUAAGGAGAAUGAGAAUAAGAGCUAGAAGAGCUCGCUUAAUGAAAAAACACAGGAAAAUGAGAAGGAGGGGUAAGAAAUUGAAAAUGAGAUAUAAAGCUCGCUUAAGAAGAAUGAAAAUAAAAGCAAGAAGAGCUCGCUUCAGGAGAAUGAGAAUUAAAAAAAGAAAAGCUCACUUAAGGAGAAUGAGAAUACAAGCUAGAAGAGCACGCUUAAGGAGAAGACACAGGAAGAUGAGGAGGAAGGGUAGAAAAUGGAGAUUGAGAUAUAAAGCUCGCUUAAGAAGAAUGAGAAUGAAAGCAAGAAGGGCUCACUUAAGGAGAAUGAGAAUUAAAACAAGAAGAGCUCACUUAAGGAGAAUGAGAAUAAGAGCUAGAAGAGCUCACUUAAGAAGGAUACGUCAGAAGAUGAGUAGGAAGGGUAAGAAAUGGAGAAUGAGAUAUAAAGCUCGCUUAAGAAGAAUGAGGAUCAAAGCUAGAAGAGCUCGCUUAAGGAGAAUGCAAAUUAAAAAAAGAAGAGCUCGCUUGAGGAGAAUGAGAAUACAAGCUAGAAGAGCUCGCUUAAGAAGGAGAAACAGGAAGAUGAGGAGGAGGGGUAGAAAAUGGAGAAUGAGAUAUAAAGCUCGCUUAAGAAGAAUGAGAAUAAAAGCUAGAAGAGCUCGUUUAAGGAGAAUGAGAAUUAAAAAAAGAAGAGCUCGCUUGAGGAGAAUGAGAAUACAAGCUAGAAAAGCUCGCUUAAGGAGGAGACACAGGAAGGUGGCGAGGAGGGGUAAAAAAUGGAGAAUGAAAUAUAAAGCUCGCUUAAGAAGAAUGAGAAUAAAAGCUAGAAGAGCUCGCUUAAGGAGAAUGAGAAAUAAAACAAGAAGAGCUCGCUUAAGGAGAAUGAGAAUACAAGCUAGAAGAGCUCGCUUAAGGAGGAGACACAGAAAGAUGAGGAGGAAAGGUAGAAAAUUGAGAAUGAGAUAUAAAGCUCGCUUAAGAAGAAUGAGAAUAAAAGCUAGAAGGGCUCACUUAAGGAGAAUAAGAAUGAAAGCAAGAAGAGCUAGCUUAAGGAGGAUUAAAGCUAGAAGAGCUCGCUUAAAAAGGAGACAGAGGAAGGUGUUGUUGAAAAGGGGUAGAAAAUUGAGAUUGAGACAUAGAGCUCGCAUAAGAAGAAUGAGAAUUAAAACCAGAAGAGCUCGCUUAAGGAGGAGACACAGAAAGAUGAGGAGAAGGGGGAGAAAAUUGAGAGAAAGAUAUAAAGCUCGCCUAAGGAGAAUGAGAAUAAAAGCUAGAAGAGCUCGCUUAAGGAGAAUGAGAAUUAAAACAAGAAAAGCUCGUUUAAGGAGAAUGAAAAUUAAAGCCAAAAGAGCUAGCUUAAGAAGGAGAAACAGAAAGAUGAGGAGAAGGGGGAAAAAAUGGAGAAUAAGAUAUAAAGCUCGCUUACGGAGAAUGAGAAUAAAAGCUAGAAAAGCUCGCUUAAGAAGAAUGAGAAUUAAAACAAGAAGAGCUCGCUUAAGGAGAAUGAGAAUACAAGCUAGAAGAGCGCGCUGGAGAAGGAAAAACAGGAAAAUUAGGAAGAGGGGUAGAAAAUGGAGAAUGAGAUAUAAAGCUCGCUUAAGAAGAAUAAGAAUUAAAACAAUAAGAGCUCACUUAAGGAGAAAGAGAAUUAAAACUAUAAGAGCUCGCUCAAGAAGAAUGAAAAAAGAAGCUAGAAGAGCACGCUUAAGGAGAAUGAGAAUACAAGCAAGAAGAGCUCGCUUAAGAAGAAAACACAGAAAGAUGACAAGAAGGGGUAGGAAAUUGAGAAUGAGAAAUAAAGCUCACUUAAAAAGAAUGAGAAUAAAAGUUAGAAAGGCUCGCCUAAGGAGAAUAAGAUUGAAAGCAAAGUUAGCUCACUCGAGGAGAAUGAGAAUUGAAGCCAGAAGAGCUCUCUUUAGAAGAUUAAGGAGAAUGAGACUAAAAACAAAAAAAGUUCGCUUAAGAAGGAGACAGAGAAAGAUGAGGAGGAGAGGUAGAAAAUUGAAAAUCAGAAAUAAAGCUCACUUAAGAAAAAUGAGAAUGAAAGUCAGAAAAGCUCGCCUAAGAAGAAUUAAAGCAAGAAGAGCUCACUUAAGGAGUAUGAAAAUGAAAGCAAAAAGAGCUCACUUAAGGAAAAUUAAAGCUUAUAGAGCUCGCAUAAGGAGAAUGAAAAUUAAAGCCAGAAGAGCUCGCUUAAGAAGAUUAAGGAGAAUGAGACUAAAAUCAAAAAAAGCUCGCUUAAGAAGAAUUAAAGCCAGAAGAGCUCGCUUAAGGAAAAUGAAAGCAAAAAGAGCUCACUUAAGGAGAAUUAAAGCUAGUAGAGCUCGCCUAAGGAGAAUGAGAAUCAAAGCCAGAAGAGCUCGCUCAAGAAGAUUAAGGAGAAUGAGACUAAAAUCAAAAAAAGCUCGCUUAAGAAGAAUUAAAGCCAGAAGAGCUCGCUUAAGGAAAAUGAGAAUGAAAGUAAGAAGAGCCCGCUUAAGGAGAAUGAGAUUAAAAGCAAGAAGAGCCCGCUUAAGGAGAAUAAAAGCUAAUAGAGCUCGCUUGAGAAAGAAACAAAGAAAAAUGAGGAAGAGAGUUAAAAAAUUGAGACACAGAAAUAAAGCUCAUUUAAGAAAAAUGAAAAUUAAAGCCAGAAGAGCUCGAUUAAGGAGAAUGAGACUAAAAGCAAAAAAAGCUCGCUUAAGAAGGAGACACAGGAAAAUCAAGAAGAGAGGUAGAAAAUUGAAAAUCAGAAAUAAAGCUCUCUUAAGGAAAAUAAGAAUUAAAGCCAGAAGGGCUCGAUCAAGGAGUUUAAGAAGAAUGAAAAUUAAAGCUAGAAAAGCUCGCUUAAAACAACACAAGAAGAUGAGGAGGAAAGGUAAAAAAUGGAGACUCAAAAAUAAAGCUCUCUUAAAGAGAAUGAGAAUUAAAGCCAAAAAAGCACGCUUAAUGAGAUUAAGGAGAAUGAAAAUUAAAGCUAGAAGAGCUCGCUUAAAACAACACAGGAAGAUGAGGAGGAAAGGAAAAAAAAGGAGACUCAAAAAUAAAGCUCGCUUAAGGAGAAUGAGAAUAAAAGUCAGAAAAGCUCACUUAAGGAGAAUUAAAGCUAAAAGAGCUCAUUUAAGGAGAAUGAAAAUUAAAGCCAGAAGAGCUAAGUUAAGGAGAAUGAGAAUAAAAGCUAGAAGAGCCCGCUUAAAAAUUCACAAGAAGAUGAGAAGAGUUAAAAAAAUGAGACUUCGAAAUAAAGCUCGCUUAAGGAGAAUGAGAAUAAAAGCCAGAAGAGCUCAGUUAAGGAGAAUGAGAAUAAAAGCCAAAAAAGCUCGCUUAAUGAGAUUAAGGAAAAUGAAAAUUAAAGCUAGAAGAGCCCGCUUAAAAAAUCACAAGAAGAUGAGGAGAGCUAAAAAAAGGAGACUUCGAAUUAAAACUCGCUUAAGGAGAAUGAGAAUAAAAGCCAGAAGAGCUCAGUUAAGGAGAAUGAGAAUUAAAGCCAAAAAAGCUCGCUUAAUGAGAUUAAGGAAAAUGAAAACUAAAGCUAGAAGAGCCCGAUUAAAAAAUCACAAGAAGAUGAGGAAAGCUAAAAAAAGGAGACUUCAAAAUAAAGCUCGCUUAAGGAGAAUGAGAAUAAAAGCCAGAAGAGCUAAGUUAAGGAGAAUGAGAAUAAAAGCCAAAAAAGCUCGCUUAAUGAGAUUAAGGAAAAUGAAAAUUAAAGCUAGAAGAGCCCGCUUAAAAAAUCACAAGAAGAUGAGGAGAGCUAAAAAAAGGAGACUUCGAAUUAAAACUCGCUUAAGGAGAAUGAGAAUAAAAGCCAGAAGAGCUCAGUUAAGGAGAAUGAGAAUAAAAGCCAAAAAAGCGCACUUAAUGAGAUUAAGGAGAAUAAAAACUAAAGCUAGAAGAGCCCGCUUAAAAAAUCACAAGAAGAUGAGGAGAGCUAAAAAAAGGAGACUUCAAUAUAAAACUCGCUUAAGGAGAAUGAGAAUAAAAGCCAGAAAAGCUCACUUAAGGAGAUUGAGAAUAAAAGCCAAAAAAGCUCGCUUAAUGAGAUUAAAGAAAAUGAAAAUUAAAGCUAAAAGAGCCCGCUUAAAAAAUCACAAGAAGAUGAGGAGAGCUAAAAAAAGGAGACUUCAAGAUAAAACUCGCUUAAGUAGAAUGAGAAUAAAAGCCAGAAGAGCUCAGUUAAGGAGAAUAAAAGCCAAAAAAGCGCACUUAAUGAGAUUAAAGAAAAUGAAAAUUAAAGCUAGAAGAGCCCGCUUAAAAAAUCACAAGAAGAUGAGAAGAGCUAAAAAAAUGAGACUUCGAAAGAAAGCUCGCUUAAGGAGAAUGAGAAUAAAAGCCAGAAGAGCUCAGUUAAGGAGAGCUGAAAAAGUGAGACUUCGAAAUAAUGCUCGCUUAAGAAGAAUGAGAAUAAAAGCCGAAAAAGCUCGCUUAAUGAGAUUAAGGAGAAUGAGAAUAAAAGCCAGAAGAGCUCAGUUAAGGAGAAUGAGAAUAAAAGCCAAAAAUGCUCGCUUAAUGAGAUUAAGGAAAAUGAAAAUGAAAGCUAAAAGAGCAGGCAUAAAAUAUCGCAAGAAGGUGAGGAAAGCUAAAAAAAGGAGACUUCGAAAUAAUGCUCGCUUAAGGAGAAUGAGAAUAAGAGCCAGAAGAGCUCAGUUAAGGAGAAUGAGACUAAAAGCCAAAAAAGCUGGCUUAAUGAGAUUAAGGAAAAUGAAAAUUAAAGCUAGAAGAGCCCGCUUAAAAAAUCACAAGAAGAUGAGGAGUGCUAAAAAAAUGAGACUUCGAAAUAAAGCUCGCUUAAUGAGGACGAGAAUAAAAGCAAAAAAAACUCUUUUAAAAAAUAGAUUAAGGAGAAUGAAAAUGAAAGCUAAAAGGGCCCGCUUAAAAUUUCAGAAGUUGAGGAAAGCUAAAAAAAUGAGACUCCAAAAUAAAGCUCGCUUAAGGAGAAUGAGAAUAAAAGCCAGAAAAGCUCGCUUAAUGAGGACAAGAAUAAAAGCUCGAUUACUGAGGAAGAGAAUCAAAGCCAAGGGCAGAAAUAGGAAAAUAAAGAAGAAGGCUCACUUAAGGAGAAUGCAAAAAAAAGCUAGAAGAGCUAAAUUAAGGAGAAGGAGGAAAGGGAAGGGCAGAAGGAGAAUAAGGAAUAAAGCUCGCUUAAAGAGAAUGAGAAAGAAAGCUAGAAGAGUUCGCUUAAGGAGAAAUCCCAGCAGACAGGGUAGGAGAGGCAGAAAAUUGAGGAUUAGGAAUAAGACCAGAAGCGCUCACUUUAGGAGGUGGCUCAGGAACAGGUUUAGGAGAGCUCGAGCAUCUUAUUUUGGGAGGAAUAGGCAUAGAAUAGCCAUCAAUAUAGCCAUCAAUAGAAGAAGGAAUAAACAGAGAAAAAGUAGGAGAAGUAGGAAAAAGAGAUCUUUUACAUUAAAGGAACCCAAAAGUUACCAGAGUUUAAGUCCUGAAGAUAGGAAAAAACGUAAUGUUUUCAAUCACUCUGUUGAAGUUCUCAAACACUCUCUCAAACACUCUCUUGACGUUUUCAAUCACUCUGUUGAAAGAGAUGAAACAACUUGCCCAGAAAGUUACACUCUUUCAACAAAAGGGCAUUUCUGUUUUCUUACUUCUACUGUGAAGAUGCCAAUUAGUUCAGGAGAAUAUUAUUGUGAACAACACAAAGGAAGAUUGGUUACCAUUGAAAAUGAAGGCAAACAAACUGCUGUCCAGACAUUCUUAAAACGGAACCAUUAUGAUGAUGAGAUGAUACUGAUAUCAGGUAUUUCAAAUUUCGAGGCUUCAGCUUGGUGGGACACUAAUCUUGAACCAGUCGCUCGAUACAACAAAUUUGUGACUGGUGAAAUCCCAUGGGAAGAUUCUUGUGUCAUGUUCCAAACAUCAACUGGGAAAUGGUACAGUCAGAAGUGUAAAACUAAAUCUAGAAAAAAGAAAUUAUACCGUGUGAUUUGUGAGCCUAAUCAAACAACAAAUCAAACAACAAAUGUCCCCAAUAAACGAAGUAUCGACAAGAUGUCAACCCGACACAGAGUACAUCAUCAGCACAAGAAAAGUGGUAGCCACAGCCAACUGCUUCCAAAUGGAAUGUUCCAACCAAUGAACUUAUUUAAACGAAGAUCACUAAAUGGUUUUAAUAGGUUAUGGACAUUCCUUACAUCAAGGGCUAUGUCCUAAUGAUAUAUGAUCAUUUUUUGUUGUACAAUUUGCAUUUACAUGUAUACAAAUGUUAUCAUAUACUUUUUUCAUGUAUGGUAAAAUGUUAAAAACCUUUUUAGAGUACUGAAUUAAGUGAUUUCUCUGGUAGAUCUGUGAUAAAAAUAUAUAUUUUUUUUUUAUUUAUUUUUUUUUUUUUCCUUUUUUUUUUAAAUUUUGUUUUCUAAAUGUUUUUAUUUGGAGAUUACUUUUGUGUCUGUGAUAAAAGUUUUUUAACAAGAUGUCUGUGAUAAACUUGUGUGAAUGAUAUGUUCACAAUAAAUUGUGAUUAAAGAAAUCUAGAUGAUCCUAAACGGCCUUUACUUAGAUUUUAGCCUAUAUCUAGAUUUUACUAUAAGCCUUGGGCUUUUGAUGAAUAUAAGUUUCCCCUUAGGGCUGUUAUUUACAAAAGACUGUGAUAUACUUAGUUGAAAAUAUAUUUAUACAUAUUGUUCAUGUAAUUAUAUUUAUACAAAAAUAACCUGAGUUACAUGCAAAAAAAAUAUAUUAACCUGAAAUAUUUUAUCAUUAAUUUAUUAACACCAUUCAUGCUUUGAUGGGGUGAUGGGGAUUGCUUUUAUAGUUUAUGCAAGUGAGCACACUUAGAUCUACUUUUUUCCCCUUUCUUGUCUCAUAAAAUAAAGCACAUGAUUUUACAAACCAUUGCUUUGAAACUUUAAUAUUGAAAUUUAAUGACUCUCAAUUUUGGCAAGUUUCUUUAUUUUUAUUAUUCAGGGAGACCCACUUAGAAAAAUGUUACCUAUUUUAUGAAAACAUCAUUGUCAGAAAUAUGUUAACUUGUGUAGUGUCAAAUGUUAAAAAAUGGAGAAAGAAAUUGAAUAUACAUUUUAUAUGUUAUUUAGCUAGUAAUUACAUGAGGUUUUUCAGAUAUAAUUUGAUUGGCUGAAUUAUGACAUGUACAUGUAUGUCAAGUUUCAAAUAGAGCAAUUUUGAUUGUACCAUUAUUCAAUUCUGUAUUGUAAUUCUGAAUUAUUUAUAUUAAAUAUAAAUUAUUGGCAUAUCAAUUGUAAUCAUAAGUAAGUAAUUAUUGUUUUAAACUCCAAUUAACAUGAUUACUGUAAUAUACUUAAUUAAUUACAUAAACAUCUAAUUUAAGGUAGUCUUACUAUAAUGCUUUUCCGCCAAUAUAUUCCAACAUCGGCCAAUAUCAUGGUGAAUCGGUUAUUUCUGGAAUGUUAUUUUUGGGCAUUAGAUUAUUUACAGUCACAAAUCAUUUAUUGCUAUGUACUAGACUCCCGUUACAAACAGUUAAAAAUCAUUGAAUACCGAUGAUUAUGAAAAAUAACGUUUCGGAAAUAACUCAUUCAUUACGUUAUUGGCCAAUUUUAGAAAGACUACCGUAAUACAUGUUUUAAAUUCAUAUAUUAUUUAUUUAUAUUGUAAUGUGAUGUUUUUGGUUUCUAUAUCUUGAUAAUGCUGGAUGAAUUUUAUAUUCCAAGAAGAUAAUCUCCAAUUUUUUAUUUUUAGAUAUUAUAAUGUUAUGAUUAUUAUGCAUGUACAUUAAUUAAUGUGAAAGUAAAGAUUUAAAUAUAAAAAGGAACAAUUGUUAUUGUUGUGAAUUUUUUUCUAAAAUUAAAGGCACUCCACUGAGGUUCAUUGACAUGACAACACUAAAAUAAUUUUUUUCAAGAUUUGUGUACUGGGCGCGGAGCAAUAACUUGUUUGUAAGAUCUCAAAUCGUUGAAGGGAGACACAGGCAAAAUUUUUAUUUCUUUAUUUUGAUUUUUUCAUUCAUUAUUCUGUAAAUGUCCUCAAAAUAAAUGUACAAGGCAGUCAUAUAAGAACAAAACUUUUCUCCUUAUAAAGAAUAAAAUGGUGGUUUCCAAACUUGACCCACAUAGGUCCGGUUAGAGCGUUAUGAUUUCACAAUAGUUGUCACAGUGAACUCUGGAAACAUUAAAGAUCAUGUCAAAUGAAUGGCUUAGACUUGUUUCAAUCAUAUAAUAUCCACAAUAUCUGUUAUUGUAACUUCCAGGGUUUUUUCAAGUCACAGGGCUAGUUUUAAAAAUACUCUGUGAUUCUGUCGGCAUCUAAAUUUUGUUCAAUAUAUCUAGAUGUAUUUACGCUUCAAACUGAAAAUAUGUAGAAUUUAUACAUUAUAAGUUUGAAUAUAGAAAUCAACUCCAGUUUCAAUUUAAAAAUGUAAUUAUUUUAUUUGAAAAAUAUACAGAAUAUAUAUAUAUAGAAUUUAUACAGAAAUUCAUGCUGGGACUUCAAAAAAUGUCAUUUUAGCGUAAUAUGAGUACAUUAAAUCAUUUAGAUUUUUUUGUCAUUUAUUUGCCUGUCAGAGUAUCCCUUUAACCAUAAUGAUAAUUUAAAUCAUGCAAAAUGAUCAAAAACUGAAAAACGAUUAAACUCUCAACUCGAGUGCAGCAAAGAAUCACACAAAUAUUCAAUUUAAUUCUGUGUAAAUUUUUUCAUUAUAUGACUGUAUUUUGCAUAACUUAAGGUUUUUAUGAUUCAUACCUCAAUUGAGCUCUUUAAAGACACCUUAGCUGAUGAUGUAUUAUAUUACCAUGUAUGUACAUUAUGCCAAAAUAAAUCUUUUUUUCAAAUUUAAA
Messenger RNA from Ruditapes philippinarum (Manila clam), 11515 nucleotides. RefSeq names its product abnormal spindle-like microcephaly-associated protein homolog. Bases 105 to 8915 code for a protein of 2936 amino acids. The record is from RefSeq and is a predicted model, not a curated record. The transcript is spliced from 13 exons. Lineage: Eukaryota; Metazoa; Mollusca; Bivalvia; Venerida; Veneridae.